UCUUUCUUUCUUUAUUCUAUUUUACAGACAUACUUUUUCACCGAUGUAGAUGAUUCAGAUUAUCAGGAUAAAUCAAAUGGUCACAUGGUUAACACAGAGUGCCAAGGAACACACUCAAGAUUGGCCCUGUGUUGUAAAACCUCCAAGAUUUUCAGUAUGUUUUAUAAAUCUGAUAAAAGGUGGUUAUGUCAUGUUGAUGAUGACAACUAUCUCAAUGUACCAGAGCUGAUGAAGUUACUCAGGCAGUUUGAUCAUAAUCAAGAUCAUUACCUUGGUAGAGCAAGCCUCAGUCAUCCUAUAGAAGCUUUAGAUAGAGACACAAAUCAGAGAGUAUCAUUUUGGUUUGCGACUGGAGGGGCAGGGUUCUGCAUCAGCAAGGCACUAGCUACCAAGAUGAUGGUCUAUGCAAGUAGUGGAACUUUUGAGAGAAUGUGCCAAAGAGUACGUCUUCCAGAUGAUGUAACUAUCGGUUUCAUUAUAGAAGUCUUAUUGAAGAAGCCACUGACGAAAGUGCAAACUUUCAAUUCUCACCUACAACAAUUGGCACGGAUUCCAACUAAACAACUUCAAAACCAGCUCACCUUGAGUUACAGUAUUACUGAGAAGAGACGCAAUGUAGUCAACAUGGUAUCCAUAAUGAGUGACGAUCCUACCAGAUUCAAGUCAUUCCAUUGCACCUACUUCCGUGGAUAUGGAAAUGGAAACUGUCCAGCCACCUAAUGUCAUAUGACUGACCAGCCACUGACCGUCUCUACCAUCCUGAAGCCAGUCCAUGGUCAUUUCAACCACCACCCAAAGGAGAACUGAUUAAUCCUCUGGAUAGCUAACGGUCAUCUUACUGAUCAUCCAUGGGUUGGCUAGUGGCCAUGUCAGUGACCAUCUCCAGAUGAGCUAAUGGUCAUCACAUCUUAUGGCCAGCUAAUGGUCACUCCAACUGUGUGGGCCAUUCCAUCUUAUGGCCAGCUAAUGGUCACUUCAACUAUUUGGGCCAUUCCAUCUUAUGGCUAGCUAGUAGUUACUUGAACUACAUGGACCGUACCAAUUCUUAUGGCCAUCUGAUGGUCAGCUCAACCACCAUCCACUGGUCAGCUAACAGUCUGCUCAACUAUUACCCCAGCUACUUCAGUAUCUGGUCUAGGAAGAUGUGUAGCUUGAAUGGGUGAACAGACUGCGAUAUGUUGAUAGAGCUUGUGUCCUAGAACAGAAAGAUCCUCUUUCUCUUGGAGCAAGUGCUGCAAUCAUCUCUCUGUAGGAUAGAACAGUGAAUACAACAAAAUAUCUUUCUUUAUCAAGAAUGGGUUCAUCCUUGGUGCCGAGACAUUCUUGAAGAAGUCUUGGAAGACAUCAGUUCACCAUUCCAGUUUCCUUCAAUGUUUCUAUGUCAAUAUGCUGCAGCCAUUGUUUGUUGGUAAAAAAAGUAAGCUGGUGCCAAAACAACUCAAGGACAAAUACCACAUUGUAAAUAUGUAUUUCCUCAAAGUCUAUCUAUAAGUAGCACGGGUCAAGAGGUGCCUGCUGCUACCUACACAAUAUGAUAUAAUAUGGUGUGUAAAACCUGAAUAGUAUUUUGAUUGUUGGUGAGAGACAGAGUGUGGAAUGCAUACCUGCAUGCCUCUGUUGACUUCAGGUUCCAAAGCCAUAUGUUGUCACGAUCACAAGAAGAUAAAUAGAGAUAGGUAGGAUAGCAAUGUCUUUGGUCUUUGGUGUAUGCACUGACCAAAGAAUGAACCAAUGAAUUUCUCUGGGACAACAUCCAUGGAUCAGGAAGUCUGAUCUCGACCAGUGCCUAUCAUCUACCAUAGAGUCUCAGUGGCGGAUCCAGGAUUCCUUGGCUAGGUGGGGGAGGGGAGGGGAAGGGGAGGGGGCACAAAGUCCAAAACUUUGUGACAAUAAAAAGUGGAUCAUCAGUCCAUCCUUCCUCUUUUCUUUCUACUUUAUUCCUCCUUCUAUUCCUCUUUAUUUUAUGGCUGGGGAAUAACCCCCUGCUUAUCGGGGCACCGGUGUGCCAGCGGUGGUACUCUUAGCUGGCCCCUCAUGAAUCCUCAAAAAGGGGCUUCCCCGACUCUCACCUGGAUCGACUAGCUCAAUUGAGUUGCGACCCGGAGGUGGACCACCCAAGGCAUAUUUGCGAGGACCCUACGGCUGUCCAGCGAGUCAGUAGUACACCUCCUCACUGCCCAGCCUGUGUUAGCACAAGAGGGUCCUCCAUCAUCCUUUUUAAGUCCAUUACCUGACGAGCCUUCGUCAUGUAGGAAGAUGCGUCGCGAGACUUAAGAGAGUCUGUCCUCACACCUGUCUGUGGAGAAAAGAGAACCAGUGCUUCUGUAAAGUAUCGUCAUCACUGGAUAAAAGUGGUAAAGUCUUCCAAGAGCAGUUACAUCCAUCUGAUUUAGAAAUGUUGUGAUUAUCUCCCAUGGAGAUCUUUAAAGGACAAAGUUAAUACUGAAAGGAUUUAUUGUAGGCUACACACCAAAUUUUACUCAUAAAUGACUUAUAUAUCUGUUGGACAUGAUUAAAUGUAAAUGCUGAAAAGGUGUUUGGUUAUCAAAAAAAAUUAUGAGGGAAAGAAAGGAAAUGUUUCAAUAGUGCACACACUUUAAUGACUCUCAGAGAACUUGAGUGUUUUAAAGGAAAGAAAGGAGAGAAUGAUUUAUAUAUGUAUAGCACACCUUAAUGUAUGUGCCAAAUAAGGGCCCUGCCUUAUGAAACUCACACUUAAUUGUAUUAAAAAUUGGCAACAUUACUUAGAUCUCAUUGUAUUUUACCACAACAUGACUUUUAACUGGGUCAUGGUCUUAAUCAAUUGAUUGUGAGUUUCAUGUUGCAGGCCUCAUACAUGUAAAUGUGAGUAUGUGAGUGUGUGUGAGAAGUAGAGUUCGAAAAGAGACAAAGGAGAGGUUUUAUACAUAUGAAUGAGAGUAUAUUACAGAUGAAAGCUUAUAAUAUUUUUGUACUUGUAUAGUCUAGUGAUUGUUAUUUUUUUUUGCGGUGAGCGUUUUGUACUAAUAGAUUUCCAAAGGAUUGCAUUUGCUCCAUAUGAAUAGGUCACUUUACUUACGCAUGUUGCUAUAACAUUCAACUCUCUUUUAAAAUUCAUAUGAUCUAAUCCAUAAACAUUAUAGGGCAUUCACUUAAUUUUCAAAGGGAGGUUUGAACAUUUGAAUCCAUAGCGAGGGCAUUUAUGUUCUUAGAUGAGACAUCUUUAUCUUCUCUCAUCCCAGGCUGUGAAACUAAAGCCAAUAACAAAAUUGCACAGACAAAAUAUUUCUAAAAAAUAAAAAAUCAGCUUUUAUUUCUUCACAUCAAGCUUCCUGUAAAUGCUCCUGGCAUUCUUACGUGACAAAAUGAGUCUUGUUAGGAUUAUUGCAGCCUUUUGCAGGCUAUACAUCUAUUAUAACUCAGAGAAUAAAGCAUCUAAAGUAAUAUUGAUAUGUAGAAAAUAUGUUUGUGUAUUAAGAAAAAGCUCUUUUCCUGAUUGAUUUUAUUCUUGAAAAUAUGCUAGAAACUUUUUAUUCUGGAAUUGUUUACUUUUGCAGAACAGUUGAAAACAAAUUUUUCAUCUAUUUUUGCAGACCAGAGUGUGUUAUUAGGUGAAAAAUGUUGGAUAUUUUAUAGUUGUUUGUUCUAAUUUUCCUAUCGCAUUGGUUGCUUUAAAUUGUUUAUUAUUCAGCAUUAUGUAUUCAUUUAACCAAAGAGAUAUUGUUAAAUCAUGUUUUAUAUCAGUUUGAUGUUAUAGUUCAGAAAAUGAGAGUUGUAAUGAUUUGUUGUAGUAAUUUACAAGUGUUGUAGAUAGGCUUUUAAAAUGGAAUGAUUCUUUAAUGAACAUUUCUAUAUAUUUCUAUGAAACAUGAUUUAUAAUCAUAUUGGUGAUAUUAUGUGUGGUAGGUAAGGAGAAGAGUGAAAAUGGUUAUUGAAGAAUUAUGUUUAUAGGUUUGUCAUUUUCUUUUGUAUGUUGAUCUUCAGAAUUUUGAUGCUGUCGUUACUUUCUUUAUCAUUCCAAUACCGUCAGACUGUUGUGCUUGGUUCAAUUUAUUCAUGAUAGCAUUUCUUUCAAGGAAAUCUACAUGUACACAUCAUCAACUAUUUCGACAACACAACACAACACCAUCAGCAAAUCAAUAAUAACAAAAAAACAUUAACAGCAAUAUAGAGAUCAAUUUCAAGCAGCAUGAAAGGAUAUCAAUCAUACAAUGUAGUUUGUAGCAAACACAAAAAACAACACACUACACAGUAUAUGACCUACAACGUGAUUUAUCCAAGUCUUGGAAACUUGUCAUCUGAACAUUUCUUUCAUUGUGCAUAGAUAUGCAGGACAUAUCUGAACUCAAUUUUAUAUACUCUAUGUAGUGAGAUAUCAAAGAAAAUUUUACAGACAGUGAAAAUAUGUACUGUAUGUUAUAGUGUUGUGAAGAGUUGGUGCUUCAAUUUGCAGUUGAUCAGUAUCAUAACAUUUUAUCCAAUCUGAACAUCGAUAUAUUGCUGUACUUCUAGUUUACAAUGAGAAUGUUAGUAAAGCAUGUUUGUAUGGAGAUGUAACAACACAUUCCAAUCUGUUCCAUAUUGCAGAGUUAAUUUCUCAACACUCCCAAUAAAACUUUGCUUUGUUAACAACAAUCCUUUGUUACAGCAAAUGAUGAUAUAUUUUUGAAAUACCAAUGCAGAUUAUAAAUAGAGAAUACAGUUAUUCAAUAGAGGUACAAACCUCAAAUGCCUCUAAUUACAGAUAAAGAGAUAUGUGUUCGUCAUCACUGAAAGGCUUGUAUGAAUGCAAACUAUGGGUUUGUAUUGGUCUGUGGUGUUGGUAUCCUUACAAGUUCAUUUAUAGAGGAGUGUAUUCUUUUUUAGAUGUCUACUCUUGGAGAUACCAUACAGUUAAGAUCAUUUAUACUACAUCAAGUUAAUAUUUCCCUAGGAAGUAUUAUGCAGGUAACCUUGAAAAAACUAUCUGAGUUACACUAAAAACUCCAAGCAUACCAAUCACCUUUGAAGACAGGUUCCCCCAUGAAUACCUUUGCGCUCUUCAAAGUCACUUUACUCUUUAGUAAUUAUUGUAGUUUGCUCUUUCUUUUUCCAAAUGAGUCACUUUAAAAAAAAUUGUCACUUUAGUCUUCCCUUUGUAUGUUCAUUUGAAUGCUUAGCAUGUUUAUUAAAAAAAAAGGGAAAGAAAAUAAAGUUAUUAUAAGCUGCGCUAUUCUGUACAUCAUUCCUAAUUAUGGUUGUUUAUUGUUCUUCCUCUUUAUCAUUUGAAUACCGGUAGAUUAAACAAAAACAAUUUAAACACAAAAGUCUUGACAUACAUUGCCUAGUAAUGUUAGUCACUUUUGGAUUAGUGUUUCAGGAAUCAUGUUUUAUUUACUUUAAAAGAAAACAAGAUAUCAAAUGUUAAAUCUGUCGGGUUUAGCAAAUUUGAUUUGUACAUUGCCAGACAAGUACGUGUGUGUUGCAACUGAAAAAGGUCUUUUACAUGAUAAAGAGGAAUGAAAAUACAAACUCUAUCUCGUUGUUAUAAGAGACUUCAUGUAAGGCUAUUUCUUUCUCCUUUAUGCCUAAUGUUUGAUAUUGGCAGAUGUCCUUGCUUUUGAUAAAGAUUUAAUUCUUAUAUAUGCUGAGUUUGACUUUUUUACCCUAUACAUUACAUGCAUCUGGCGUAUUUAGUUUUGUAGUUUUAAGCAGUAUCUCUAUACAUUUUUUUUAUAUUCCAGCAUUUGCAUUUUUCUAUCUAUAAAACUAUGAAACUAAAGAGGAAUCAAUCAUGUAAAUUGGAUAAACCUUGUACUAACAAUAUUUAUCAGUGAUAAAAGAGUAAAUUGAAAGUACUAUCAUGGGGAUACUAACAUAGAUACAUUAAAAACUGUGUACAUCUAGAAGGCUCCGAAAUGAGACCGUUAGACAUAACUUGCUAAUUUUCAAAACAUGAAGAAUGUUUGAAUUCAAUGUAGCAAUCAUGGAGAGCAUUUUGACUUGUUAUCCAAAUAAUUAUGAUCAUGAUGUUUAAUAUGGUCUGCUGAGAGGAAGAAGGACAUUAACUCAUAUAACUUUACAAAGAGUUAACGUUUUUCUGGCUCUUAGCAGACGAACCCGAGUGCCAAAUAGUAACAUGUAAGUUGUAUAAAGUAAGUAUUAUUAUCUUUUCCAUGAUGUAACACAAGCUAACUUUAUGAUACAUAGAACUUGGUAGUAAAAUUAGAAACCUCCUGGGGUUCAAUAUCUCAGUUUGUUUUAUGAGGUGAAAUUAGAAGCUUAAAAAAUUAACUGGGAAUCGAAUGACUGUGAAACUGCAUAUAUACGUUGAAAAUUGAUAUUGGCAAUAAUAAAAUGGGAUAUUUGUGAUUUUAA
Messenger RNA from Strongylocentrotus purpuratus (purple sea urchin), 6336 nucleotides. Its product is annotated as beta-1,3-N-acetylglucosaminyltransferase radical fringe. Gene Ontology annotation, cellular component: membrane. The record is from RefSeq and is a predicted model, not a curated record. Gene Ontology annotation, biological process: regulation of Notch signaling pathway. Bases 85 to 720 code for a protein of 211 amino acids. Gene Ontology annotation, molecular function: O-fucosylpeptide 3-beta-N-acetylglucosaminyltransferase activity. NCBI's taxonomy places the organism in Eukaryota, Metazoa, Echinodermata, Echinoidea, Camarodonta, Strongylocentrotidae. The transcript has 9 exons.